GAAUUAUGCCUUGAAGGAGGAUUUGGAUUCUGACAGAGGCUCUGAGAGGGCACAUCAGAUGUGGGGGAACAACAGGCACAAGUGUCCCUUGGCGGAAGAGUUAAGGACCCACUUGCAGAAGGAGGGGCUGCCUUUGGCGUGUAAGGUCCACAGGCAAAUACAUCCAGAGUGAUGCUGGAGAGUAUGCAGGGGACAUACCAAAAGGGCCUGGACUGCCAGGUUGAGGGGCCUGAUGCGGUCCCCGGGUGCUGGGGAGCCAUGGGAGGGCUGUGAGCAGGAGAGGAGCAAGAUCAACUCUGGGUGAAGAAAGAUCCGUCUGGGGCCAUGUCGGGGUUCGACUGGAGUGGGGAGACUGGAGUCCCCUCUGCCUCCUCGCAGCCGGAGCUGACCAACAACAGCCCCGCCUCACUGUCACCUCAGCAUCCAGAGCCCCAGGGCCAAGUCAGGGGCAGACCCCACGCCAUGAAGGUGGGAGAUGGAGACGUGAGUCCUGGAGACCCCCCAGACUGUCAGGGGUUGGAUCCAUCUCAACUGAGGACACACUCUGAGGAGCCCGAGGUCCCGGAAGAAGAGGCGCCCGGGGGAGACGAGGCGGCGGUCCCGGCCCUGCUGCGGCUCAUCGACGAGCGCGGGGCGUACUCGACCGCGCGCCUCGUGCCCGACGGGGCGCCAGGCUCCCUCCGCGGCGGCGCCGAGAGCCCGGAGAGGGGGGCGCGGCCCAGGCCGUUCGGCUGCGCGGCCUGCGGGAAGGCCUUCAAGCGCGCGUGGGAGCUGCUGAGCCACGAGGUGGUGCACACGGCGGCCCGGCCCUUCCGCUGCGGCCUGUGCGCGGCCGCCUUCAAGCGCCACUCGGACUGCAAGAGCCACCGACUGGUGCACAGCGACGAGCGGCCGCACCGCUGCGACGCCUGCGGCAAGCGCUUCAAGCGCGCCAGCAACCUGCAGGAGCACCGGCGCAUCCACACGGGCCAGCGCCCCUUUCCCUGCCCGUCUUGCCCGAAGCGCUUCAAGACCCCCUACGAGCUGCACCGCCAUGAGCCGCGGCACGCCCCUUCGCGGCCCUUCGCCUGUCCCGACUGCGGCAAGGCCUUUGCAGCGGGGCCUGCCCUGCUUCUGCACCGGCGGCGACGCUGCGAGGACAAGCCCCACGCGUGCCGGGUGUGCGGCAAGCGCUUCACGUACGGGCACAGCCUGCGGGUGCACGAGCGCGUGCACACGGGCGACCGGCCCUUCGUCUGCCCGCUGUGUGCCAAGGCCUUCAAGCAGUCCAACGCGCUGGCCUCUCACCGCCGCGUGCAUUCGGGCGAGCGGCCCUACCGGUGCGCCACCUGUGGCAAGGCUUUCAAGCAAUCGUCCUACUUGGCCGUUCACCAGCGCACGCACACGGGCGAGCGGCCCUACGCGUGCAACGCCUGUGGCAAGGCCUUCUCCAGGCCGUCGCUGCUCCUGCAGCACCGCCGUGUGCACAGCCCUGUGCGCCCUUAUGCCUGCCGUUUCUGCCCCAAGCUCUUCAAGGACCUGGCCUACCAUGCCAUCCAUGAGAAGGUGCACACGGGAGACACGCCCUAUAAAUGCAGCGUCUGCAGCAAGGGCUUUGCGCACCCUAGCAGCCUGCUACAGCAUCAGAGUGGGCAUCGGGAUGGCUGAGGGCUGCGUGCCAGGCCGUGGGGGCGGCCAGGGAGGGCUCAGUGUCCCCGCAGCUGCAAUGUGGGAUAACCAUGUCCAACUGAGGCCCCAUUUAGGGUAUGCGGGACUCUGCACGGAUAGAAACAUUCUCUAUUUGCGCUGUCCGAUAUCUUAGCCACCAGGCACGUGUGGCCCUUUCAUCAUUUGAAAUAUGGCUAAUAUCACUGCAGAAGUGAUUUUUGGGGGGUAACUUUUUACUUUGAAAUAGUUUAAGACCCACAGGAAGUUGCAAAAAUAGAACGGAGCCUUCCCAUGUACAUUUCCCUCAGCUUCUCCCCCAAUGAUAAUAUCUUAGAGAACGUAAGACAUUGUCAAAAACCCUGGAAAUUGAUGUCAGUACGAUUCUGUUAACUCAGGUACAGACCUUAUUCAGAUUUCACCAAAACGUAAAUGAAUUUUGAAAUGUACGUAAUUUUGAUUAACUUAAAGUGUAAAUGGUUAGCUGCCACCACGUUGGAUAGGGCAGCUCUAAGGCGUGAAGACACCGAUGGUGAGGGGUCCCCAGUGGCGGUUUGUGACAUUUGAAGAACUGCCACACAUGCCCAUGUGAGCCACAAAAUACUCUUGAGAAGGACUUUGCAGAGGGUCUUUACCAAAACCAUCAAUAAUAAGGUCGUCCUUCGGCAAGGACUUUGCAUUGGCAGUUUGUGGCAUAAAGAACAUCUGGGUAGCCACAAAUGCAGGUGGGAGCUGUAGGAACUUUCUCCAAUGUUAGCACUCCUGGGACUCCACCACGUGCACGUAGACCUCUGGUGCCGAGGCCUUCCUGGUGGCGUUCAUCGCGUUUUAAGAAAUUCACAGAUGAGUGGGUAACUCUUCAAAGAGGACACUCUGGGUUAUGUCCAUGCAGGCACAGGACCGUGAAACUGUUGGUGCCGAGAUCUUCUCCUUUGUGGUGUAUGGCAUUUUAGGAAGAGUCGUUUUGCUAAGGACGAUGGCUUGACCUGCAUGGGUUCCAUCUCUGAUUAGCUGCUUCUUGGGCCUCAUCUUUCAGAUCAAUGUAUAAUGGUUUGAGGCCUUUCCAGACCCUCCACAAUGUUCCCUUCCACCCCAACAGCAGCUCCAUGAACCUGACUUUGGGUGGAGACAUUCUCCUGGACCUUGCCUUAUGGAUGGUUGGAAGUGUGAUGAGAUGGCUUAUGGAAUGGUGACCAAGGUGGUAUCCAGAAUAUCGGAGUUGUCCCAUUCCGCCCCCGAGAUCAGCAAUGUGGAAAUAGUUUUUAAAGCCAGUAAUAUUCCAGGUACCAUGUUGCUGGUGCUGAAGCAUCCCCUGGGUGGCCUCUUGGAUCUUUCAGAAUCUCAGUAUUGCCUCCCAUCUGCCCACACCCCAUUCUCAGCUCUCCAUUGGUCUGCUCUCAAGGGGGUCACCCUUACGCAUAGUUUGGCGUAAGGAAGUAUGUUGACAUCACUGGUUCUGUGAUCCCUCUUGGUGAUUUGGGACAUUUCCAGCACACCUUCAGCUCUCCCUCUCGCACCUCUUGGUCUGGCCUCAGCUAACAUUUAUCAAAUACUUGACAGCCUAUGAGAUGCUUUCACUUAAGCUUGUUGUCAUUGUCUCUCUUCCCCCCGCCCCACUUCCUGUAAGGUAAGAAUUAUCCUUGUAGCCAGUUUGGGACAACGUCUUAACUCAUUGGAGUGUAAACACAAACCAGUUUUGUAUCUUAUAUAACCGUUAUCAACUCUGCUUUACCUGCUGAGUCCAAGUCUAAUGUUUACAAAAAUCUCAAUCCAACUCUAUAACUUUUCAGUCUCUUUUGGUUAUCCUGGUUAUCUUGUUCUCUUAAGGGCUGAAUCCUAUUUGUUAUUUUAUUAAUCAUCAAAUUUAAAUGUAUCGAAACAUUCAUUGCUAUCAAUCUACAUCCAAAAUUGCUAUUAAAAAUACAAUAAAAUCACAUUCCAUUAGGAAUACCAGGUCUUAAAACACUUUUUGGAGCUUAGCAGGUUAUACAAAUAAAUGGCAAGUUUCUUUAAAUGUCAAAAUGCCCUUAAAAAUUUGCCUCCCUCCCCAGCUCUACCUAGCCAUGAUGAAUGUAAAAUUUAAAUUUAAUCCAUUAUCAUCAAAGAAAAAGAUGCAGAGUCUAUGAAGAGCUUUAAAAGCGGCAUUUACAGUGUGACCCUGCAGUCCUCUUCUCAUUCCAGAGCGCAAGCAUUGCCAUCGUUCAACACUGUUUUGAUUGUUACAAGAAUUGCACGUCACGCAGGAUUGAAAAGUCCACCUGGGCCAUUCUCAGUGCCCUGAGCCCUUUGGCUCUCCACAGUCCAGGGGACUCCAGAGUGCGCAGGAGACCUUUGGCUUGUGUCAAACAGCUGACAGUACGUUAACAGAAGUUUCAUAUACAUCGAAAGUCCCAAACUCCAUCGUAGAGUUCAGGAGUCAUAAAUUACGUGAAUGCUAGUGCAAGGUCCAGGUGCCCCCUCCCACCCCUCUCCAGCUGCUGAAAGUGCCUAUGAAUUAGGAGUGCCCACCCCUCUCUGGAUACAAUCAGUGCUUUUACAACUUGGACUUUGCCUCAGUCUGUAAAAAUUUAAAAAAUAUCGAGUUCCGACUAAUUGAGGAAAAAAAGUGGGAAUUGCUCAGCUCAUUUUAAAACUCAGCCUCUGGACCUGUGGCUCCAGUGACCUGAGGGGCAGAGUGGGUCUUGUGAGCUCUCACAUACUUCAUGCCAUCUCCUGGACAGAGUUGACUCUGGCCUGAAGUAAGGACCGGACUGAGAAAAGGCAUACGUCACCUACACUGACUGCCUAAGACAUAGUUAAUAACGUCCUCUCUUUGGCUGGCUGAACCUACUGUUCGAGCCCAUCUGUGAACUGGAUGAGGACCGUUAUUGGCCACGACAGCCACACCAUCUCCAACAGGCGUUGAUGGUCCCCUUGGAACUGGUUAAGACAUAGACGCUCAAGGCAGGCCACCUAGGUUCCAAUCUCAGUUCUGCCACUUAUAGCUUGUGACGUUGGCCGAGUUGCUUAGCCAUUCUGUGCCUCAUUUUCCUCUUCUAUCAAAUGGGGUAAUGAUGGUGCCUCCCUCAGCAGGUCGUGCGGAGGAAUAAAUGAGUUCAUAUGUGAGAGCACUUAAAGCAGGGCCCGGAAGUACGUCCCAGUUACUUGUUAUUCAACAUCAGCACAACUUCUUUCUGCUCAUCUCCAGCGGGUGCUAUCGCACCACAUGCCUUUUAUGCACUGACUCUUUGCUCCAUUAGCUGCACCAAUCUUUAGAAUGACCAGCCCAGAAGUCUUAUGUACCUUCUGUGGCCAUGUUAUGGGUUGAAUUGAGUCCCCCCAAAAAACAUACGUUGAAGUCCUAACCGCUA
Molecule: messenger RNA, 4994 nt
Organism: Equus quagga
Lineage: Eukaryota; Metazoa; Chordata; Mammalia; Perissodactyla; Equidae
Product: zinc finger protein 664-like
Exons: 4
Coding region: 325-1647 (440 amino acids)
Biological process (GO): regulation of transcription by RNA polymerase II
Cellular component (GO): nucleus
Molecular function (GO): DNA-binding transcription factor activity, RNA polymerase II-specific; RNA polymerase II cis-regulatory region sequence-specific DNA binding
Source: RefSeq, a predicted model, not a curated record